CAAAACUGGGCCCAGACGUUCGUGGCUCACCCGGAACUCUUCUUUCGCCCCAAGAGUGAGCGCGAAUUAAGAGAUAUCCUACGUGCUGCACAGACGGCUGGUCGCCAUGUGACCGUCGUUGGAUCGGGACACUCUCCGGGCGAUAAUGUCUGCACGAGCGAUUACCUCGUGUCACUGGAUCAUUUCAGUGAUUUGAUUGAAGUGCGCCAAGAUACGUUACAGGUCAAGGUGGGUGCUGGCAUGCGGCUCUACCAGCUACAUAGCCAUCUUCAGGCGCGUGGGCUGGCAAUGGAGAAUUUGGGCUCCAUUUCAGAUCAGUCCAUGGCGGGCUUUAUGGCCACAUCCACACAUGGAUCAUCUCUGAAGCACUCAACGCUCUCGCAGCAAGUCGUCGCAUUCACAAUCAUGCUUGCAGAUGGAACAUGCAGGGCUUGUUCUAUGAAGGAGAAUGAACGGCUCUUUCGAGCUGGGCUCGUGAGUCUCGGUGCGCUGGGCGUCAUCAUCAAUGUCACACUGCAAGUCACCAAGGCCUUCGAUAUUCGCGCAACACAGACAAUCGUGCCAUUCCAGCAAAUGAUCAGUACAUGGAAAAGUGACCAGUUAUGGAAUCAAGCAGAGUACGUACGCGUCUGGUGGUUUCCCUAUUCCGACAAAGCUGUUGUUUGGGCGGGCGAUCGCACUCAGCCAGACGUGAAGAAACGACAUACACCCAAGAGUUGGAUGGCUUCUGAUUUAUGGGCUUACCACAUUAAUCAAGCACUCUUGUAUGCUGGACGCUUUGUGCCCAGUGCGAUUCCGGCGUUUGAGAGACUCGUCUUUGGCAAGCAAUGGGGAACCACCCUUGGCAAGGUUGGCGAAUCCAUCGAACAGUCCAACGUUGCUCUCAACAUGAACUGUCUCUUUAGUCAGUAUGUCGAUGAAUGGUCUGUGCCCCUCGAAAAGGGACCCGAAGCAGUGGAGCGACUAUCACUUUGGCUCCAAGGCAAGCACGAAGAAGCAGGCAUUCCCUUCUCCAGCGAAGGUAUCUACGCGCAUGCUCCUAUCGAGCUUCGCGUAACAGCAGAAGACAAGGACGCUUACAUCUCAACUGCACAAGGAGGACCCGUCUGCUACAUUGGUGUCAUCAUGUACAAACCUUACCAUUCAGCAAUCAGCUACCGGCGGUAUUUCGAAGCAUAUGAGUAUCUCAUGCAAUCUCUAGGCGGUCGUCCACAUUGGGCAAAACAACAUGCCAUGACACCCACGGAUCUGAAGCAACGGUAUCCGCACUUGCAAACGUGGUUGGAUGUGCGUGCUGAGGUGGAUCCAGAGCAGUUGUUCACAACAGACUACCAUCGUCGGCAUUUGCUC
This is a messenger RNA of Protomyces lactucae-debilis, 1350 nucleotides long. RefSeq names its product D-arabinono-1,4-lactone oxidase-domain-containing protein. The annotation marks the transcript as partial. The record is from RefSeq and is a predicted model, not a curated record. Gene Ontology annotation, molecular function: D-arabinono-1,4-lactone oxidase activity; FAD binding. Lineage: Eukaryota; Fungi; Ascomycota; Taphrinomycetes; Taphrinales; Protomycetaceae. The transcript has a single exon. Gene Ontology annotation, cellular component: mitochondrion; membrane.